Molecule: messenger RNA, 2233 nt
Organism: Jatropha curcas
Lineage: Eukaryota; Viridiplantae; Streptophyta; Magnoliopsida; Malpighiales; Euphorbiaceae
Source: RefSeq, a predicted model, not a curated record
AUGAAGAAUUGGAAGUUAAAUGUAAUCCUAGACUCAGAGUUCCUUUCAUAUACAGAAGAAUGCGAUGAACAAACUUCAUGUGCACCACCGUCGGGUCCUGCAUAUAUUGAGAAACAAAAUUCACACUGUUGGCACACAUAUUUCUGGAUCGCGUUCGUUCCCUUCAUUCUUCUACUAGCUGUGGGUACUAAAUUAGAGCAUGUAAUUACACAAUUAGCUCAUGAGGUUGCAGAGAAACACGUAGCAGUCAAAGGAGACUUGGUUAUUCAACCUUCAGAUGAUCAUUUCUGGUUCCACAGGCCUCAAAUUGUUAUAAUUUUGAUCCAUAUCAUCCUAUUCCAAAAUUCUUUUGAACUUGCAUUUUUCUUCUGGAUAUGGGCUCAAUAUGGUUUCGACUCCUGUAUAAUGGGACAAGUUGGUUACAUUAUCCCAAGACUUAUUAUAGGGGCGUUCGUUCAGUUCGUCUGCAGCUAUAGUACAUUGCCAUUAUAUGCAAUUGUCACACAGAUGGGAAGUUCAUUCAAGAAAGCAAUAUUUGAUGAACAUAUUCAAGUAGGGCUUGUUGGUUGGGCUAAGCAAGCUAAAAAGAAUACAGUUCUUAGAAAGGCAGCUCAUGGCUCUAGCCAAGUUGGUCACAAGGAGGAUUCUCCACCAGCAGUUCAGUUGGCAAACAUCGGAGACAAGGAAUCUGCAAUGGAAGAUAUUGUACAGCAAACAGCCUCUGGUAGGCCAAACUGAAAAGCAUCAUAUCUCUGAAUGCUCGUGUGUUGAGUUGCCACUGUCGCAAAAUACUCCAACAUAAUAUCUUAUAUUUUGUCCUUUUAGAUUUAGUUCCAAGAUUUGCUUAUGUAAUCAAGACUUUGUUCUAGCUCUGGGGCCAAGUAAAGUUUAAAAUUUCCCUUUGUUUCUUGUCCCUAAGGACCCAAGUAGUAGUAGUCUCAUCUAUAUGUUUGCAUAAACUAUAGAUUUUUAUUAAGUAAUGAAAUCCGCUUCCUCUGUGUUGCAGAUUUAAGAGAUGAGAAAAGCUAUGAGUUCUUAGUCUUUCUUACAUUUAUGCUUAGAAGCUUUUUUCCAAAUAUUUACAGCUCAAAAUAACCAACAAAUGGUAUCAGAGCUCUUUAGUUUUUAAAGGGGCCUGAGAUUAUCUUUAUUACUUGAGAGAGAGAAAAGAAAUAGAGAAGUGAGUUAUGGCUUCCAAUGUUUCAAUUCCAACACCACCCAUCUUCGGAGGCCAAAAUUAUAAUUUUUUGGUAAUCAAGAUGAAAGCUUUCUUAAAAGCUAAUGAUUUGUGGGAGGUAGACGAAAAAAUUAUGAACCACUACCACAAAGGCCAAAUUCUACUCUUGCUCAAAUCAAGCAACAAAUGCAGGAGGCUCUAAAGCAAUUUAAAGCCCUUUCCUUCAUUCACUCAGCUGUGGAUGAAAGUAUUUUUCCAAGAAUCAUGGGUCUAGACAGCCAAGAAAGCAUGGGAUUUGUUGAAGGAGGAGUUUCAAGAUACCGGAAGAAUGAAGCAAGUGAAGAUGCAAACUCUUAGAAGAGAAUUUGAAGCUUUGAAAAUGAAAGAUGGUGAAAGUAUUAAAGAUUAUAGUGCUAGAGUGCUGCAAGUAGUGAACCAGCUAAGAAUUAAUCGAGAAGAAAUUUCAGAUCAAAGGGUGGUAGAAAAAAUUCUCAUCACUUUGCCUGACAAGUACGAGUCUAAAGUUGCUGCCAUUGAAGAAUCUCAUGAUUUAUCCAAAUACUCUGUCACAGAACUCACAGGAGCUUUUCAGGUAUCCAUGGAAGGAGCUUUUCAAGCAAAAAUCAAGCUUAGAGAGUCAGAUGUUGUGAAGUAUCCUCCAUGUAGAAUUUGUAAGAGAACCAACCAUGAAGAGAAAGAUUGUUGGCAUAAGGGAAAGCCACAAUGCUUUAAAUGCAAGAGAUUUGGGCAUGUUCAAAAGAAUGGUGUAUUUACUAACAGAUGAGAAAAGCUAUGAGUUCUUAGUCUUUCCUACAUUUUUGCUUAGAAGCUUUUCUCCAAAUAUUUACAGCUCAAAAUAACCAACAUGGUGUAUUUACUGCUUCCAAACCCAGAAGAACAGAGCCUUCGAAUUAUUACAGAACACUGAAAUAUAAGUUAAGAAGAGUAUAUAUACAUAGUUAUUUAUUUAAAGGAGGCUAGAAGUAAUUGUUAAUUAUAGCUUAUCACUCGUAUUAAAAGGCAUUGAAUACUAUUUUUAGCAUAGAUUUACUUUGA